Messenger RNA from Prunus mume (Japanese apricot), 1895 nucleotides. RefSeq names its product CBS domain protein with a domain protein (DUF21). Gene Ontology annotation, cellular component: cytoplasm. Gene Ontology annotation, biological process: magnesium ion homeostasis; intracellular manganese ion homeostasis. Lineage: Eukaryota; Viridiplantae; Streptophyta; Magnoliopsida; Rosales; Rosaceae. The record is from RefSeq and is a predicted model, not a curated record.
CAAAAACAAACACUUAUUUUUUUUUCUGUCUCUCACUCGAUUCGGAGUCUCGCUGUCGACGGUGCUAUGCUAUCACCGAACACCGAAACCCUAGUUGCCUAGCUCGGACGACGACGACGACGACGAUGAUGCUGAUGUGGAACGGUGCGAGGGACCUAGUGUUAGAUUCGGACGACAUUCCGUUUGGGACGGGCUCGUGGUUCCUCUACGCCGGAGUGUCGUGCCUGCUGGUCCUCUUCGCCGGGAUCAUGUCCGGGCUCACCUUGGGCUUGAUGUCUCUCAAUCUCGUCGACCUCGAGAUCCUGCAGCGGAGCGGGAGCCCCACCGAGAAGAAGCAAGCUGCUAAGAUAUUACCUGUUGUGCAAAAGCAGCACCAGCUUUUGGUCACUUUGCUUCUCUGCAAUGCCUGUGCCAUGGAGGCGCUUCCUUUGUACCUUGAUAAAAUCUUUCACCCCUUUGUUGCUGUUGUGCUGUCUGUAACAUUUGUUCUAUUAUUUGGAGAGAUUAUCCCACAAUCAAUAUGCUCAAGAUAUGGACUUUCUGUUGGUGCCAAUUUUGUUUGGCUUGUUCGCAUUUUGAUGUGCAUCUGUUAUCCAAUUGCGUACCCAAUUGCCAAGGUUCUGGAUGCUGUACUUGGUCAUAGUGAUGAUUUGUUUAGGCGAGCACAGUUGAAAGCCCUAGUCUCUAUUCACGGCAAAGAGGCUGGUAAGGGAGGUGAACUCACGCAUGAUGAGACAACAAUCAUCAGUGGAGCGCUAGAUUUAACUGAAAAGACUGCAGAGGAGGCUAUGACACCUAUUGAAUCAACUUUUUCCUUGGAUGUAAAUUCAAAUUUAGACUGGGAAGCAAUUGGGAAAAUUCUUGCACGAGGUCAUAGUCGAGUUCCUGUCUAUUAUGGAAAUCCAAGAAACAUUAUUGGCCUCUUACUGGUGAAAAAUCUUCUCACAGUACGAGCAGAAACGGAGACUCCAGUGAGUGCCGUUUCCAUUCGAAGAAUUCCCAGGGUUCCUGCAGAUAUGCCUCUGUAUGAUAUACUUAAUGAGUUUCAAAAAGGAAGCAGUCACCUGGCUGCUGUAGUGAAAAUCAAAGGAAAGAACAAGAACCUUUUGCCAACUGCUGACAAAGAGAAAUUCGAAGAGAAUAAACUGUCCCAUGAAAAAUCUCAAUUAGUUGCCUCCUUGCUAAGCAAGCAUGAUGACAAAUCAGGGAGUGUUGUUGUCAACAUCAAUAAAUCUCCAAAGUCUCUGACAAACAAGCCAACUGAGGAUAUUGAAGAUGGGGAUGUCAUUGGAAUCAUCACCCUGGAGGAUGUUUUUGAAGAACUUCUGCAAGAGGAGAUUGUAGAUGAAACAGAUGUAUAUAUCGAUGUACAUAGGAGGAUACGUGUGGCUGCUGUGGCAGCUGCUUCAUCCAUGGCACGAGGUCCAUCAAGUCGGAAGUUGCUUGCAGGACUAACUGAGCAUGGACAAACCCCAAAGAAGUCCGCAGAAGAUGAUGCACAUUCAGUGAGGUAUUCAGGGAAUCCUCGGGAGCCUCUUCUAGGCAACAAGAGAUGACAAUGGUAGUUCCAGACUUCCGGUCGGGAAACAAAGUUGCGGCAGGCGGCUACCUUCAGUCCUUUGUUAACUAUCAUGCCAUGCCACGGAAGUUGUGGUCAACAGUCUGCGUCCUUUGUUAAAAUAUCAAGAUUACAGUUACAUAUCUAUAAGCUAGGCUUUUCUUGUACAUUAUAGUGUGCAUGCGUAUGUAACUGGAUUUAAAUUUUGUCAAGUUUUUUUGUUCUUUUGGUCAAAAAUUUUGUCAGUCUACGAACUGGAUCUGUCCAACUACAGUAAAACCCAUUUGGGUUAUUUAUAAAAGCCUACCAAAGAGAAACAGAUGGAUAUUUAACGGAA